AUGAAUUCUAAUCAAUUUGUCCAUUCGAGUGCUCCCACUCGACGGGUUCGUACCAUUCAAUUCGGUAUCAUGUCUCCCGAUGAGAUCAAAGGCUUUAGCGUUGCCAAAAUCGAACAUCCUGAAACUUACGAAGAAGGUGGUGUUCAUCCUAAAGUGGGUGGUCUGUCAGACCCGCGAAUGGGAACUAUUGACAGGAAUAUGAAAUGUCAGACAUGUGGUGAAGAUAUGUCUACGUGUCCUGGACACUUUGCACAUAUCGAACUUGCUCGACCGGUCUAUCACGUCGGGUUCCUGAAUCGCGUCAAGAAAAUCCUGGAGUGUGUUUGUGUGCAGUGUGGAAAGCUCAAGUCCGAUUUAAACACAGAUCCUGUCCUAGCCCAGAUGGUCAGACGAGCUCGAGAUCCGAAACGUCGAUUUGUCAUGGUCCACAAGCACUGUCGUGGCAAGAACAUUUGCGAAGCUGACGCAAACGACGAAAAACCGGAAAAUCCAGAGGAACCCCCACGGCCAGAAGACGAACAACCUAAAGGGCAUGGUGGUUGUGGUCAUGCUCAGCCUCAGAUUCGAAAAGAAGGCCUUAAGAUGUUUCUACAAUAUACAAGAAGAAAAGGUGAAGAAGAUGACGAGGGUGGUCACAGCUUGGCUGGAACAGAACGAAGACCUUUACCUGCAUCUGACGCGUUAUCGAUCCUACGGCGGAUUUCGGAUGAAGACCUCAGGAUUCUUGGCUUACAUGCCGAAGAAGCUCGACCGGAGUGGAUGGUACUGACAGUCUUACCUAUUCCUCCUCCACCUGUUCGUCCAAGUAUCGCUAUGGACGGUGGUACUAGUCGUGGAGAGGAUGAUUUGACUUAUAAGUUAGCUGAAGUCAUCAAAGCGAAUCAAGCCGUCCGAAAAUUCGAGAGCGAGGGUGCACCUGCACAUGUAAUCACAGAGUUUGAAACUCUACUUCAGUGGCACAUUGCAACCUAUAUGGAUAACGAUCUACCAGGUCAACCCCAAGCUCUUCAAAAAUCGGGUCGGCCUGUCAAAUCAUUACGAUCACGACUUAAGGGAAAAGAGGGCCGAUUGAGAGGUAACUUGAUGGGUAAACGUGUUGAUUUCUCUGCACGGACAGUAAUUACUGGAGAUCCAAACCUUCAGCUUGAUCAGGUCGGUGUACCCUACUCUAUCGCUCGGAAUUUAACCUACCCGGAACGGGUGACGCCCUACAAUAUCACCUAUCUACAAGAACUUGUGCGUAAUGGGCCGACUGAGUAUCCAGGUGCAAGAUAUGUGGUUCGAGACACGGGUGAUCGGAUCGAUCUUCGUUACAACAAACGAGCCGACACGUUUUUACAAUAUGGAUGGAUUGUUGAGAGGCAUUUAAAGGAUGGUGAUUAUGUGCUAUUCAACCGACAACCAUCGCUGCACAAGAUGAGUAUGAUGUCACAUCGUAUCAAAUUGAUGCCUUAUUCUACAUUUCGACUCAACUUAUCCGUCACUCCACCAUAUAACGCAGAUUUUGACGGAGACGAAAUGAACUUGCACGUUCCACAGUCUGAAGAGACUCGCGCUGAACUCGCUCAAAUUGCUUGGGUCCCUCGUAAUAUCGUCUCACCUCAAGCAAAUAAACCAGUUAUGGGUAUCGUUCAAGACACGCUCUGUGGGGUUCGGAAGUUUACUUUACGAGAUUGUUUCAUGGAUCGAGAUUUUGUUCAGAAUAUCUUGUUGUGGGUCCCAGGUUGGGACGGUGUUGUUCCGCCUCCGGCUAUUCUCAAGCCCAAGCCGUUGUGGACAGGAAAACAGAUUUUAUCAAUGUGUAUACCAAAAGGAAUCAACCUAUUCCGAGACGAUGAAAAUCAAACUUCGAUUCCUGUUGCCGAUAAAGGGAUGUGGAUUGAGGAUGGAGAGAUCAUCUAUGGUGUGGUUGAUAAGAAGACUGUCGGUGCCUCUCAAGGAGGAAUCAUUCAUGUAAUCUUCCGAGAGAAAGGACCAGAGGUCACGAGGGGUCUGUUUUCAGGCAUUCAAAUGGUGGUAAACUACUGGUUGCUACAUCAUGGCUUCAGUAUUGGAAUCGGUGAUACCGUCCCUGACAAAGGGACGAUGGAAACCAUCACCAAAUUUAUAUCCGAGGCUAAACUCGAAGUCGCCAACGUUAUCUCGAUGGCUCAAGAGGACAAGUUGCAACCUGAACCUGGUAUGACCAUCCGAGAAUCCUUCGAGGCCAAAGUGAAUCGAGCCUUGAACAUGGCUCGUGAUAAUGCUGGUCGAUCUGCCGAACAAUCGUUGAAGGAUGAUAAUAACGUCAAACAGAUGGUCACGGCUGGUUCGAAAGGUUCAUUCAUCAACAUCUCUCAAAUGUCAGCUUGUGUCGGACAACAAUCGGUUGAGGGUAAACGAAUUCCUUACGGUUUCAAGUAUCGUACCUUGCCCCAUUUCACCAAGGAUGAUUACUCGCCCGAAUCUCGUGGAUUUGUUGAGAAUUCCUAUCUUCGUGGAUUGACACCACAGGAGUUCUUCUUUCAUGCUAUGGCUGGUCGUGAAGGUUUGAUUGAUACCGCUGUAAAAACAGCAGAGACAGGUUAUAUCCAAAGAAGAUUGGUGAAAGCGUUAGAGGAUGUGAUGGUGGCUUAUGAUGGAACGGUACGAAACUCAUUAGGUGAUAUCGUGCAGUUCGUUUAUGGUGAAGAUGGGGUUGAUGGAGGAACUGUAGAGUAUCAAAACUUCGACAGCGUAAGGUUGUCGCAUGAAAAGUUUGAGAGAAAAUUUAGGGUUGAUGUCACUGACCCCAGUCUGACUUAUAAACCGGGUGUCCUACAAGUUGGUCUAGACAGUAGUUCACUUACACUUCAGAAGAUCUUAGAUGGAGAAUGGGAGCAGUUAAAGGAAGACCGACAAUCACUUCGUCAUUUUAUCUUUACUGAUGGUAAUGGUCGGAAACCAUUACCGGUCAAUAUCCGUCGAAUCGUUCAAAACGCUCAGCAAAUCUUUCACAUCGAUUUCAGGAAACCGAGUGAUCUCCCUCCUCAGGAGAUCAUCCAGAUGGUUCACGAUCUUUGCGAACGGAUCAUCGUUGUUCGUGGGGAUGACGCACUUAGUCGUGCAGCUCAAGACAACGCGACUCUCCUGUUCCGAAUUCUGCUCCGGUCCAAUUUCGCUACUCGAAGAGUGCUAGAAGAAUUCCAUCUCAAUCGGGAGGCUUUCGUAUGGGUAUUAGGUGAAAUUGAAGCUCGUUUCAAUCAAUCGCUAGCUGCCCCUGGAGAGAUGUGUGGCACAUUAGCAGCACAGUCCAUCGGAGAACCUGCAACUCAGAUGACUCUGAAUACAUUCCAUUACGCCGGUGUAUCGAGUAAGAACGUUACAUUGGGUGUGCCUCGACUCAAGGAGAUUAUCAAUGUGGCCCUCAAUAUCAAGACACCUUCUUUGACGGUCUAUCUGAACGAAGAGCUUUCGAAUGACAUUGAAGCUGCAAAAGAUAUCCAAACUGAACUUGCACAUACCAAUCUCAAGACCGUCACGGCUUCGACCCAAAUCAUCUACGAUCCAGAUCCUAAGAGCACUGUUGUUGAAGAAGAUGUCGAUUUCGUCGAUGCUUUCUUUGCAGUUCCUGAUGAUGAAGUCGAAUCACAAAUCGAUCGACAAUCCCCUUGGUUACUCCGCCUCGAGCUCGAUCGUGCAAAGAUGUUGGACAAGAAGUUGUCGAUGAGUUUUGUAGCAUCUCGAAUUGCAGAAGUCUUCAAAUCGGACCUUUUCAUCAUCUGGUCAGAAGAUAAUGCUGAGAAACUUAUCAUCCGUUGUCGAGCGAUGCAGUCUGGCGAAGACAAGGAUGAAGAUGAUGAUCAAGUAGAAGAAGACGUCUUCCUGAGGGAAAUUGAACAGAUGUUAGGAAGUAUCUCUCUACGUGGUGUCGAAGGUAUCCAACGAGUCUUUAUGCUUCAACAUAAUCGCAAUUACAUUUGUCAAAACGGGGAAUUUGACCGAAAGACCGAAUGGGUGUUGGAGACGGAUGGCAUCAACUUGAAGAAAGUCUUGUGUGUUGAUGGAGUCGAUCCAGUGCGGACGGUGUCAAACAAUUGUGUUGAAAUCAUGACGGUUUUAGGUAUCGAAGCCGCUCGAGCUUCAGUUCUGAAAGAAUUAAGAAACGUCAUUGAAUUUGAUGGAUCAUAUGUUAAUUAUCGACAUUUGGCCCUCUUGUGUGAUCUGAUGACAAAUCGAGGUUCACUGAUGGCCAUCACUCGGCAUGGUAUCAAUCGAGCUGACACUGGGCCGCUCAUGCGAUGUUCUUUUGAAGAGACUGUGGAGAUCUUGAUGGACGCAGCUGCGACGGGAGAGAAGGAUCAUUGUACCGGUGUGGCUGAGAACGUACUGCUAGGUCAGCUAGCCCCGAUGGGUACUGGUGCAUUCGACGUGGCAUUGGAUCUCGAAAUGUUGAAGGAUGUAGUCAUCGACCAUCGAUUACCAGUGGCCGGAGAAAUCAUGGGUGGCAGGUUUGUUGAUGGAGCCAUGACGCCUGGUGGAGGGAUGACACCCUACGCUGAGCUGGGUGAUGGUCGAACCCCAGCUCGGUUCGAUGAUGCACCAGUCCCACGUGCAAUGUUCUCACCUAUCAUCACAGCUGGGGCUGAUGACGGAUACGGAGCAAGUAAUGAUAUCUACGGAGGUUAUGGUGGACAAUCGCCAUAUGGGGCAGGUGGUGGCACUUCUCCUGGUUAUUCACCGUCGAGUCCUUCUUACAAUCCAGCCGUUAGUCCUGCAUACACUCCUACAAGUCCAGCUUGGGGUGGUGCGUCGCCGUGGAUGCCAAGUGGGACUUCACCAGGUUAUAGCCCUACGAGUCCAAGGAUGGGUCUCACCAGUCCUCGAUUUUCACCUGCGUCCCCUAAUUUCUCACCGGCUUCGCCCAAUUUUUCUCCGGCUUCGCCAGCAUUUUCGCCAACAUCGCCAUCAUUUUCUCCCGCCUCCCCGCGGUUCUCACCAAGCAGUCCAAACUACUCUGCUGGUAUCGGUCUUGCUACUUCUCCUCGCUAUUCACCUACAUCACCUGCGAUGUCACCUUCUUCGCCCAAAUUCAGUCCCGCUAGCCCGGCAUUCUCACCGGCAUCACCAAAAUACUCUCCGGCCACUCAGAGGUGGUCUCCUCAGUCGCCUGCAUUCUCUCCUGCAAGCCCUAAGUACAGCCCUGCCUCACCGGCUUACAGCCCUACAAGCCCUCAAUACUCACCUACCUCACCUCAAACCUCUCCACAAUCUCCACAAUGGGCUCCACCUGGAGCAGCGGCAGCGGCAGCAGCAGCAGCCGCUACCCCAGCAGCUACCACCAAUGGGAAUCAUACCAAUGGUUACACAUCUUAUAGUUCUGCACCUUCUUGGUCGCGUUGAACUGCCUAUUGUUUUGUGUGUGUAUGUGAAAGGGAGAUGAAGUGUGUUUGAAUUGUGAAAUGAGUAGUGAUGUAGAUAAGAAUGAUAAGUUAGGAAACACAAAAAGAGAUUGAAAGGAAUAUAAGUACAAGUAGUAGUAGUAUGGUAGUAGUAGUAGUAAAUGUAGAAGUGAUGAAGAUCAAUGAGUCUUUAAAACCCCCCUUCCCUCC
Molecule: messenger RNA, 5570 nt
Organism: Melampsora larici-populina 98AG31
Lineage: Eukaryota; Fungi; Basidiomycota; Pucciniomycetes; Pucciniales; Melampsoraceae
Exons: 21
Coding region: 1-5361 (1786 amino acids)
Biological process (GO): transcription by RNA polymerase II
Cellular component (GO): RNA polymerase II, core complex
Molecular function (GO): DNA binding
Source: RefSeq, a predicted model, not a curated record